GCAGAAGGGGCACAAGCAAUUUGAGGAACAACUACCAUUUCAGGUAAGCUUAUCGUUAAUGAAUAUACAAAACUUAGUGUCUGUUUGUGAUUAGACUAUAUUAUAAGGGAAUCGACCGACGAUAAAUAGAACAGUAUUGCCGAGAGCCUGCCGAGGCUGGACGAUCCAUGCAAGGCUGCAUAUUUAGCGGCACAUUGGACUAAGAAACCAUCUUUUUACGAUAUUUCGAAACGAUGAGUUAGAAUUCUCUUUCUAUUAAUUAAAAGACAAAAUUUGUGAGAUGUUUUUAUAUCAUUUACCUGAAAGAGUACUAGUUUUCGGAAAAUUUAGAAAAGAGUAAUGCACGCUAUAGUUUCUGCCUACAUGUACAUAUUUAGUUCAUGCAGUGAAUAGAAAAACAACUCGGAAGAUCAUUGACUAAAAACUACAAGAAGGGCUAAGUAUAUAUCUAAAGUACAUAUACAUAGUAUCUAACCAUGCAUGGGCACUCCACAUUUCAUUGUAUGAGCAUGGUUGGCUUCUAUUUGAGAGAUUAAAAUAUAAGACUUCAUGCAGUGUUGCAAUUUACUCCAAACAAGAUUUUGAAACAAUAUUUGAUAUUGAAACAAUAUUUGAAAGCCAUAAGGGUUAUGGGGUUUUCUGAAGUACAAGAUUGUGAUAUAUAGUCAGUUAAUAUUUAAUAUGUCUUCAUGUUUGAAAUUAGAAAUGUCUAAAACCGACAAUUGGUAGUAUAAAAAUUAUUAAUUAAAUAUUCACGAAAUUGCGUUCAUGAAAAAAUUUUCAGUACACAAUUUCUUGUUAAUUACUUCACAAAAUUACUUCACGUGGCAAUAUUUUGAAUAUUCGUAAACCCGCCCUAACUAUUCAUGCGUCGCGUAUAGUGAGUAGCAAGGCGUGUUUAUAUCCUUGCAGGCCGUUCAAUUUUCAUCAGGCGCUUGCUUUCUCUGCCAUGCACUUAUCGAUAUGACAAAGCGAAACAUAAAUUUAGAAAGUCAAAAUGUGUGGUACACUUGCCAGCCGUGAUUUGACUCUGGCGUAAGAAUUCGCAAUUUUUGUACCGCGCAUGCACGUAUUCAUUUCGUACGAAAGGUUUCGCAUUUCGCCGAGAGAAAGCACUCGUGGCAUCAGAAUUUCACGGUUAUUGUGCUAAUAUCAUUAUUUUGUGUUGAAUUGUAGUAAUUGUUGACGUCCUCAUAUAUAGACGUCCUCAUAUAUAUAUAACAUAGUAUCCGCCUAGUGAAACCGUAAGCUACGUUUAAUUUACUUUUUAAUAUUAAGGGUAUUUUGAAACAAAUAGAGAAAAAUCUACUUUUCAUGUUUUUUAUUAUUGUUUCUUUUUCUACAGAAAGAUGUCUAAUUGUUUGUUAUUAGCAACCACUCUAGUUUUAGCAGGUAAACACUUAUAAUUUGCUUAACGGUUAGGUUUAAAGCAGAAUUUAAGCCGCUAUUGUUCUCACUAUUCAUCUCAGAGUCGAUGAGCAGAUGAUAUCAGUUGCCUCGAUACGAUUAAAAGUUUUACGCCCGUUUUCUAAAAGCUCACUCACACUCAAUGAGUGAAGAUUCAAUCUGAGCUUUUCUUGAGUGUCAAUGUUGUUUUUGAAUAACUGGAGUGUUAGUGUCGUACCUUAUGCAAUGUGACUUCUCACCCUCCAGCUAUUUCAGUAAAAACAGCAUUAAUUGACACUCAAGAAGAGCUCAGAUUGGAACCUCCACUCAUUGAAUGUGAGUGUGCAGUAAGCUUCUAGAAUACAGGCGACCAACAACGAACCAAAAAUGAUAAAAAAUUUUAAAAAAUAAAUGUAUACAGCUCUUGUAAUUAAAAUAGCUGUAUAAUUAAAACAGUAUUUACCUACAGGCUUAAAAAACAUACCUGAAGCUUAAUCAUUCGGGCCCCGCAGAAAUACGACAAACAUUUCCAUAGGCUCAAGAUCUAGAUAUAUACACAGAAUGCGCGGAAGACUUGGUCUGGUGGAUUUUGGCGAAACCAUAGUACGUCGAGGGAAAUACAAAAAUAAUUAUAUGGAAGAAAAAAAACGUAUUGAUGUGUCACCAACAUCGCUUUGAAGACCAGUAGCCUAAGUUCUCAUCAUAGCCUAUAGUUGUGGUCGUAGAGUUCGAUAUUGGAUGCAUUCAUUGUUAGUGGUUCUAGAUUUCAUCUAUCAUUCAUCUAAAAUAUAACAAUAUUUAUUAUAUCGUUGAUAAUAUUUAAAGGCAUUCACACACUACAGCGUAUGAAAAAUAUCACUCAUACGCUGGAAUACGCUGACAUACGCUAGGAGCACGUUAGGCAUAGAUUGUAUACUUUUCAAGCACGGUCGCAUACGGUGACAUAUGCUGGCAUACGGGGAGGCCCAGUGAGACAGAAACAUUUUUUUAAAGCAUGCUUAAAAAUUUUGUGCGUAUUCGGAUGUAUGGUUUAUAAGAUAAGCAUACUCUAGGCACACGCUGAAUACGCUAGAGGUACGCCAGAUGUACGGUACUCAUACGUUGCCAUUUCAAGGAAUUUUUGUGAGUAUGAAAAUUAUUUCAUUCAUUUUUCAUACGCUUCUCGUACGUUUCUCGGAUACGCCGAAUAGUGUGACAGGUCCUUAACGUGCGAUACAAGUUCAAUCGAAAUUGAAAAAAUAAUGAGUAGGGAGCAAGUUUAGAAGCAUUGUGUUACACUAUACUGUAGCUAAUUGGUUUAAAUUAUUCAAGACGUAACUUGCAAUAUUCUUCUACUUGAUUCCAAGGAAAGUACUGCCUCAAUGAAUAAAUCUCCAUGCUAAUCUAUUUUCUAACCCAUAUAUUGUUCUAGCUAACCCAUCCCCCACUCGUUCUUUUUCCCAAUAAAGAGUACCUGUUAGUUGUUCUGUGGGUGUUGGAACAAUUGCCACUGGGUGUUGAGACAAUUGCCACUGGGUGUUGAAACAAUUGCCACUGGGUGUUGAGACAAUUGCCACUGGGUGUUGAAACAAUUGCCACUGGGUGUUGAGACAAUUGCCACUGGGUGUUGAGACAAUUGCACAGGCGUAGCCAGGGCGAGUUCCGGGCCCUUCUGGUAAAAUCCCCCCCCCCGUGAGAAAAUUUAUUAUAUAAAAAUAAGUGGGGCCUGGGCCCACCUAGCUAUUUGCUGCCCCACCCUGACAAAAAAUCCUGGCUACGCCUCUGGACAAUUGCCACUGGGUGUUGGGACCAUUGCGCUGGGUGUUGAGACAAUUGCCACUGGGUGUUGGGAAAAUUGCCACUGGGUGUUGAGACAAUUGCCACUGGGUGUUGAGACAUUUGCCACUGGGUGUUGAGACAAUUGCCACUGGGUGUUGAGACAUUUGCCACUGGGUGUUGAGACAAUUGCCACUGGGUGUUGGGAAAAUUGCCACUGGGUGUUGAGACAAUUGCCACUGGGUGUUGAGACAUUUGCCACUGGGUGUUGAGACAAUUGCCACUGGGUGUUGAGACAAUUGCCACUGGGUGUUGAGACAAUUGCCACUGGGUGUUGAAACAUUUGCCACUGGGUGUUGAGACAAUUGCCACUGGGUGUUGGGAAAAUUGCCACUGGGUGUUGAGACAAUUGCCACUGGGUGUUGAGACAUUUGCCACUGGGUGUUGAGACAAUUGCCACUGGGUGUUGAGACAUUUGCCACUGGGUGUUGAGACAAUUGCUACUGCGUGUUGAAAUAAUUGCCACUGGGUGUUGGGACAAUUGCCCAUGGGUGUUGGGGCAAUUGCCACAGGGUGUUGGGAAAAUUGCAACUGAAUGUUGGAACAAAUGCAACUGAAUGUUGAGACAAUUUCAACAGGGUGUGUUGAGACAACUACAACUGGGGGUGAUAAGACAAUUGCCACUGAGUGUCGAGACAAUUGCCACUGGGUGUUGAGUCAAUUGCCACUGGGUGUUGAGACAAUUGCAACUAGGGGUGUUGAUACAAUUGCAAUUGGGGGUGUUGAGACAUCUACAACUGGGAUUUGGGACAAACGCAACCUAAUGUUGAGACAUUGCAACUCUGUGUUAAUUAUUAACUGACAGUUAAUAUUGCAAUUUUGGUGAGAUUUUGAAUAUUCAAGGGUUAUUUAUUAUUAAUUAAGUUGUGUGUUCUUGCACUUGCAGGACUGUUGGUCGGUUUGAGUGAUGCUGAUACAUUUCUACACAGUCCCAGAGGUUCUAAUAAUCGCUUGAAUGGAGCAGGCGCUAACAGAGGAAACAAUAAUCGAAUGUUCGAUUCUCAGGUGAGCUUCAAACCAAAAUUAUAUAUUCUCAUUCCCUCCAUUCAUGUAAUCAUAAACAUUUGAAUAUUGGAAUAAUUUGACUCGAGAAAUCCUAAAGCCUGGUUUCCAUAUGGUUAUAAUGGUCGUAAAACGGUAAAAAUAGGAUCACGAUCUUUCUCAACGGCCAGUAUAUAAUGGUCAGUGCCGUAAGAAGCAUCAAAAGAUUGGGGGGGGGGGCACCGGCUUCUAGGGGCACUUUAGGACAUUGAAAAGGGCACCUAAAAAUUUUUUCCCGGAAAUGUUGGCCACGAGACGGAAGAAAAAUUUCCCCGUCAUACCAUACCUAAAUUCCACGCUUUUGACCACAUUUUUUUUAAAAACAUGGAAAUUUCCAACCAAAAAAGGCACUUUUGAUGUUAAUUUAGUAUUUACAGCGACAUUAGCUUGUACAAAAAGGGAACUUUUCAUCGCAAAAAAGGGCACUUUUAGUCCUUUUGAAAAGGACCGUGCCUCCGCCCGGUUCCUACGUCCCUGAUAAUGGUUUAUUCCUGUAAACACAUUCCGUUCUAAAAUGUUGUAUUUCGGCUGAUGAGAAAGACUCAAUCUUUACGACCGUUGUGACCAUAUGGGAACCAGGCUAUACGAAGAGAACUCAGUAAUCAUGCUUGAUGUGGAUAUCGCUUAGGAUCAGUUAGUUAUUUACGAUUAAUCCGCAAUGGUUAAUUUUAGCGAGGAAGGAAAAUUGUAUUACCCGGAGAAAAACCCUUGAAGCACAGAUGAGAACCAGACUUCAACUUUCAAGUACAGGGAUGUGACCCAACCUAAAUAAAUCUGUCAAUCGACCUGCAGUAGGGGGUAAUACUCAGAGACAAACAAAUAAAUGGGCCUACAUUUUCAUAUCUUUCUAGAACAACGCUAAAGGUGGCUACAAUGUAGGUGACAAAAAUCAGAAAUCAAGCAGCGAGGAGACACAAUUUAACAUGGUACGUAAAGAGCUAUAGGCUACUGUAAGACUCAUCUCUUCUAUACCGGUCAGAAAAUCCAAUAAAGCUAAACGGGCAGGAGUGACUCGAAGGGUUCAAUCCCGCUUCCCAGCUUGCCAAAUCCCAUUCUAAACUGCGAAAUUGCGCAUGCACGUUGCAAGUCCCAUUUUCCUUUUUAAUUAACGAAGGUCAAAUCCCAGCUCCUGUUAAGUUUCAGGCAUUCACAACACUUCGUGAAUUUGAACAUUCACAAAGCAUCCUAAAGCUAUGAACUUUUUUCAGCACUAUUUCCAGAGUGGUAAAGGCUAUGCAAGUACUUCAGGUCUUAAAGGAAAAUCUCUGCUUACAAUUGAGUGGACCAAUCAACAUGGCUGUAGUGAUCGAGAUUUAAACUGUAAUUUUGUUCUUCAAUAUCGAUGUCAAGAUGACACGAAACAUCAAAAGUUGAAUCACCACACAAUGAGGAAUGGUAAGAAAAAUUCAUGCACGAAAAUAUAGAACCUAAUUUAAAUAUUGGGGGCCAACUGAAGGUAUCCGUUCAUCGCAAUUGCAAUAAUUUGAUGAAUUACUCACCAGAGAAUAAACCACAGAACGGCAAAAAUGAAGCUAACUUUAGAGAGGUGAAACAAUCCCUCGGCCAUAGAAGAGUGGACAGGCGCAUCAGUAGUUUUUCCAUCUUGCAGAGUUUAAGCUUCAACAUAAAUGAAUUGGUUAAUCCAUUUAAUUACGAUUUUAGAGAAACACUAAUAAUGAUAAAUUAAAUAACGUCAUGAUAUCUGAAUGCCUGGAAAAUAUGUUUUAAUCUUUUAUGUUCAAUUUUGUCACUGACAAUGUUUUUAAUUUUAGUCAGAGAUUUUUAAAGCCAUGUAAUACAAUUUCUCCCAGGAAAGUAUGCCCACAAAUAUAAAACAAUAACACACAUCUGAUUACUCAAUACAUACACACGCACAAACGCGAAUAAAAACAUAACCUUCUCCACGAGAUAAUUACGUCAUAUCUGUAUACCCGAAAAAUAUUAACUUGUCAGCAAAAAAAGGAUUGUGUUUAGAUGAGUUUGAAGCAGCGAUUUAAAUUAAUGGGGGAUUUAAAUGAAUUACUCCUAUAGGACGUCAAACCAACACUCCACAAUUUACGAAAACUACAUACACCACACGCGCAAGAAAGGACUAUUACUUGAAUUAUGAUUCAACUAGUUAUUACCGAGGUCUUCAUGAAUCCUGGGAAUGGUAUGAUAAAUGCUUCAAACGAAAUCGUAAUCAAG
Messenger RNA from Paramuricea clavata, 6429 nucleotides. NCBI's taxonomy places the organism in Eukaryota, Metazoa, Cnidaria, Anthozoa, Malacalcyonacea, Plexauridae. The record is from the annotation of a GenBank genome assembly.